Messenger RNA from Pseudozyma flocculosa PF-1, 1599 nucleotides. RefSeq lists its product as uncharacterized. Bases 1 to 1599 code for a protein of 532 amino acids. The transcript has a single exon. NCBI's taxonomy places the organism in Eukaryota, Fungi, Basidiomycota, Ustilaginomycetes, Ustilaginales, Ustilaginaceae. The record is from RefSeq and is a predicted model, not a curated record.
AUGGUACGACCGACGCGGACGCGGACGCGGAUGUACGCGCUGCUGGUAGCGCUGCUCGUCGGCCUCGAUGCCGUGCAAGGCCUCGCCGUACCCCGUCUGGAUGGAGGGCGACGCGCGGCAAAGGCGUCGAUGUCGAGGUCGGGCGGCCAAGUCGAUCCGAGCCCUACGCUGCCGAUCGCACAUGGAUCCUACAACCUCCAGGGACAUGGCAUCCACGGGCCACCCGCGUCGGCGUAUACCGUCCUUUUCCGCCCGGGCGGACGCACCACCUCCCUCGCCCCGUCCACCUCCUCUUCCUCUUCGCCGUCUCCGUCGAGCCGUACCACCAGCCCGCCCGAGCCGACUCAGACCGCGACAGCCAAUGCCGAGGCGGCACGGCUGCAAAGGGAGAGCGGCCGAGAGACGUUCGCCAAGAGCGUCCCCGCCGUUCCCAAGGUGUUUCGAGAUGCGGCGGGGGCAGAGGUGGCUGUGGACGAGGUCGUGCAGCGGGUCAUGCACGGCCGCGGCAUCGCGGGGCGGCGGGCGAGGCAGCUCGUCGUCUCGUCGCUCAACCAGGCUGGGCGGAACGGCACGGCGGCGCUGCAGAGCCUGGGACUGUCCAGCUCGACCCGCCCGGCGGAAGGGGACACGUCGACCGCCUCGUCGUCGCACCGUCUCGCCGCCGGCGGCGCUCCGACGUCGCCACGGGCGCAGGCGGCCGCACCCAACCUCGCCCGUCUGCGGCUCACGAGCAGCAGCGCGUCGUACGCCCUCGUCUCGAUCCGGCGGGAUCUGCAUCUCCUCCGCGCGUGGGCCGGGGACCUCUCGCAACUCUCGACCCCGGAGCUGCUCGACGAGACGGUGGCGGCCAUCGCGUCGGCCUCGGCGCGCUACUACCCGGACAUACCCACGCUCGCCGCGGCGCGGCUCAUCAUGGCCGAUAUCCUGGCCGAGUCCGACUUUCGGCACGACCUCGUAUCGGGCGCGCGCCUCGACAGCGGGAGCGCGUGGGGGCUCAUGCAGGUCUCUCCGUUCGGGAGCGGACAGGAGCUCAAGCUGUUCCGCGAGCAUGCCGUCGUCGACACCAACUCCUACUCCUGGUCCCCGCCACCCCAAAACGGCGGGGAGGAAACGCAGGGGAUGGGAGCGCUACUCGAUUGGGCGACGGGUAAAGUCCUGGAUCCGUCGGCGCUCAAGACAAAGGACCUGCUGCGGCCCUGGGUCAAUAUCCACAUCGCCUCGUGGAUCCAGAGCAACCUGGCCCGCACGGCAAGCCAGGACCCCUACUCGUGGACGGCCAUCUCGCGCGCCUCGCGCCACUACCUCUCCCUCCCCGCCAACGCCACCACGUCGGCGCGACAGCGGGCGUGGGACGAGUACGCCUCCCUCCUCGCCCAGUCGCCGCGCGGCAUCAAGACGACGUUCAAGACGGGCCUCGGCAGCUGGGUCGCAGGUCCAGCCGCCAGCGGCUCGACGGGGUACGCGGCCAAAGGAGACGAUAUCAGCAAGCAGUACUUUGAUCGAAUCGCCACUGGCCUCUCGGUCCUCUAUGGGUCUAAAAUCAGGACAGAGUGGAUGGAUACCCUGCGCCUCACGCCUGGUCUCGUCGACUUCCGCUAG